AUGGCUGCUAAAGAUGCUGUACAAAAAGAAAAAGAAUCUCACAAAGAACAGAUUUAUUAUUCAGACACUUACAAAGAUGAAAUGUACGAAUAUCGUCAUGUUAUUUUGCCCAAGGAAAUUGCUAAGAAAGUGCCUAAAGGUCGAUUAUUAACAGAACAUGAAUGGCGACAUCUUGGUGUUCAACAAUCCCUUGGUUGGGUUCAUUUUAUGAUUCAUGAGCCAGAACCUCAUAUUUUAAUAUUUCGCCGUUCACUCAAAGUUAGUCAACAAGUUCAACAGCAACGAGCUGCAGCAGCUGCUGCUGCCCAUGCUCAACAACAGUUCAAUGCUGUACAUAUGAAAUAG
Messenger RNA from Rotaria sordida, 345 nucleotides. The record is from the annotation of a GenBank genome assembly. NCBI's taxonomy places the organism in Eukaryota, Metazoa, Rotifera, Eurotatoria, Philodinida, Philodinidae.